This is a messenger RNA of Lacerta agilis (Sand lizard), 1567 nucleotides long. RefSeq names its product reticulocalbin 1 (gene RCN1). NCBI's taxonomy places the organism in Eukaryota, Metazoa, Chordata, Lepidosauria, Squamata, Lacertidae. Gene Ontology annotation, cellular component: endoplasmic reticulum. Gene Ontology annotation, molecular function: calcium ion binding. The coding region runs from base 230 to 1213 and encodes 327 amino acids. The transcript is spliced from 6 exons. The record is from RefSeq and is a predicted model, not a curated record.
GAGAGAGAGAGAGAAGGCGAGGGGGCACGUUUGCUGGUGCUGCUGGGCUGGGAACUCCGCUUAAGCACGUGGCAGGCUUUUUCAGGGAGUCCGCAAGAGUCGACUUGACCCUGCACCCCCUUGCUAGAAAGUUUAAGUUUCUGCGUCUUCGGUUCUUUGCAGUGCCCCGACAUUGCCGCGCUCCCCCCACCCUCCUCCAGGAUAGAUCGCCCUUUGCCCAGUGCACACAAUGGGCUCGAAAGCCUCUAUCCGCUACCUCGCGGCGGGGCUGCUGCUGACGCUUUGCACCCGGGGGUCCUUGGGCGUCCCCACUUUCAGGAAGGAGAGGGGAAUUCAUCCGGAGCCCGAGCUCAGCGAUCAGCAGCACGAAGACAACCAGAGCUUCCAGUACGACCACGAGGCCUUCCUGGGCAAAGAAGAAGCCAAAACUUUCGACCAGCUCACCCCAGAGGAGAGCAAAGAAAGGCUAGGGAAAAUUGUUAAUCGAAUUGAUGAUAACAAAGAUGGCUUCGUCACCACAGAGGAACUGAAAAACUGGAUUAAGCGAGUGCAGAAACGCUACAUCUUCGAAAACGUGGCAAAAGUCUGGAAGGAUUAUGACCUCAACAAAGACAACAAAAUUUCUUGGGAAGAAUACAAACAAGCCACAUAUGGCUAUUACCUUGAAAACCCAGCCGAGUUUGAAGAUGCAACAGAGCAGCACAAUUUCAAGAAAAUGAUGCCCAGGGAUGAAAGAAGAUUCAAAAGAGCUGACCUGGAUGGUGAUUCCGAAGUCACUCGUGAGGAGUUCACAGCUUUCCUUCACCCAGAGGAAUUUGAGCAUAUGAAAGACAUUGUUGUUCUAGAAACCCUGGAGGACAUAGACAAAAAUGAAGAUGGAUUUGUGGAUCAAGAUGAAUACAUUGCUGAUAUGUUUGCUCAUGAAGAUGGUGGUCCAGAACCUGACUGGGUAAUAACUGAACGGGAGCAGUUUGCAGAUUUUCGGGAUCUCAACAAGGAUGGGAAGAUGGAUAAAGAGGAGAUACGACACUGGAUUCUCCCACAAGACUAUGAUCAUGCACAAGCCGAAGCCAGACACUUAGUAUAUGAGUCGGAUGUUGACAAGGACCACAUGUUAACCAAAGAAGAGAUUCUGGACAACUGGAAUAUGUUUGUUGGAAGCCAAGCAACAAAUUAUGGAGAAGACCUCACAAAAAACCAUGAUGAGCUAUGAUGUUUUUUGAAAAGCAAAUACACUAGAGACUUGGAUCAUGUUUUCCUGUAUAUAACCAAAGUAAUAGUGGCUAUUUUAGCAGAUUAUAUUUUUAAUAAGGCUAUUUUUAGUAUUGUUGAAUAUACAAUAGGUUUACCACUUUUUAAUUGCACAUUUUUAUUAUACAUUUCAGUAUAAUUUUGGGGAUGCACUUUUCAGUUACAGCUUUUGAUACACUUUCACCUCAGCCAUAAAUACUGAGACUUGGAAUUCUCACUGACAUUGGUGAGACUUAGCUUGUAAAAUGUAGUAUGUAAGAUGAGUAGCCUCAUAGGAUAUCCUUGUAUGUUGUUGACCUAUACCAGGGGUCAGCAA